This is a messenger RNA of Cololabis saira (Pacific saury), 3852 nucleotides long. RefSeq names its product SUMO specific peptidase 7 (gene senp7). Lineage: Eukaryota; Metazoa; Chordata; Actinopteri; Beloniformes; Belonidae. Gene Ontology annotation, cellular component: cytoplasm; nucleus. The record is from RefSeq and is a predicted model, not a curated record. Gene Ontology annotation, molecular function: SUMO-specific endopeptidase activity. Gene Ontology annotation, biological process: protein desumoylation. The coding region runs from base 204 to 3629 and encodes 1141 amino acids. The transcript is spliced from 23 exons.
UGAGGGAGUGGAGGCGCCUGUUGAUGCAGAUUCUGGUUUUUGUAAAAUGCUUUUCUCCUGCUCCUCCACGUCUCGGGGGGAGACCGUGGUGAGCGACCCGCCCAGGUGGACCUGGAGCCCCCCCUGCAGCUCCUGCAGCUCCGGCCCCAGGCCGGCUCCCGCGCUCAGUGCUCUAGCUUGAUCUUAUAACACGGUGGGGCAUGAUGGAGCGACGAAGAGCCCUGACGCUUCAACUUUCGGGGAGCAAGAAGAACUCGGUGGAAAACCCGCUCAGAAUCCCCGGGACUGCUCUCUCUAAAGAUUGUAACAAGUUAGGACAGGUUUCCUGGACCGCAUUCGCAGGUUGCAAAUUAAGAUCUCGUAAUUCGCAUAAAAACGGAGCCAUGAUGUUUCAUCACAGCACACUAAACCUGGAGAUGUCCAGCAGGAAGCCCCUUCUGGUCCUGACGGACGUGCUGAAGACGGAGCCGGGCAAGGCUUACAUGGAGCGGAUGAAGAUGGGCCGUCAGACUCGUCUGCAGAAGGAGAGCGGCCAGUCGAAAGAGGACCAGUCGAAAGAGGACAAGUCCAGAAAAGACCAGUCCAAAGACGACCAGUCCAAGGAGGACCAGUCCAGAAAGGACCGGUCUAAAGAGGACCAGUCCAAAGACGAUGCUCUGAACCUCCGGGACAGAAAGUCCAGUCUGAAACAGACCAAGACCAGCAAGAGCACGAGCGUGACGCCAAAAAGCAAGCAGAAACUAACGCCCUCCUCUUCUCAGAGGGCGGCGCUCAGGAGAAAACAACAGAACGCUGACGAGGACGACAGAGAAGAAGGUCAAGACAUCGAGGAGGUGAUUAUCGGCAGAGACGGAGCCGAGGACGACGUGUUUGCUGAGGUCGUAGAUUGUGGUUUGUCGUUGAGCUGGGAGCCGACCGAGGAGCCGGUCGUCUGCGACGACUUCUCCCCCAACGGCAUCAAGGACCGGCUGAGCGACCCGGAGAAAGGAGCUCCGCACAGAUCGAAGCGUAAAAGGCCGGACUCGGGGCUGCAGUGCAACGGGACGGGCAGCCCUAAGCGGCACCGGGAGAGCGUGCUGCGGCGCCGUGAGAGCGUGCUGCGGCUGACCGGGGACGGCGAGGCGGCUGGAGGAAACUCUCCCGCCUCCUCCAGGCAGGACAGUGAAGACGACAUGGACCUGGAGAGUCUGGACAACUGCAUCGUCCAGUUCACGGUGGGCGGAGACGACGAGACGCAAGAGCUGGUCCCCGUCGUCACGGCCGGCCUGGAGCCCGGAGACGUGAUCCGCAGCCGCAGAGGCGUCGACGGAUCAUCUCAGACCGGCCCGUCGGAACCCAUUGUUCUGUCCAGCGAUGAAGAGGAGGGUGGGGUCGUGUCCCAGCGCUGCAGCCGACUGCACCGUACCGGAGCAGCUGCAGCCGAAGACACGGUGUUGAGAAGAACCUCCUCGCAGGACGUCGUGUGCGACAUGCAGGAUUCUCCUGACAAGCAGGACGCAGAGCUGUUACAGGUCGUGGUUGGAGUGGAUCCUCCCCCGCUGGCCCCUUUUCCUGUUCCUGAGGUGGACUUGUCCUGCAUGACGCUGGCCUUCUGCAGCCUGCACUGUGGGAGUUACACGGCGAGGGCCAACGCCGGCCUCGUGUUGGCGAAAGAUCAGCUCAUCAUCCCGCUGAAAGACGACGGCGAGGACGAGGAGGCGAUGGUGGCGGUGGAGCGGUCGGAGCUGAGGAGGUACAGCGUCUGGGAGCAGGACAGCAUGGAGCGGCGAGGCCUUCGCUUCAGGGACAGAGAGUCGCCCGCCGCCGCCACCGUCCUGCUGCUCUUCAUCUCAGACGCCGCCGCAGCGGCUCUGCAGCUCGACCUGCAGCAGCUCUGCGGAAAACAGGACCGAGACACUGGGAAGGCCAGCUCCGUGGUGGCGCUGACUCUCAGGGAUCCCCUGGUGGGGAUGGAGGGAGCUCUGCUGCGCUCGGCCCUGGAGAUCGACUGCAUCAGGAAUCUGACGCAUGAAGGAACCACUUCUCCCUUCAGAGACCGGAGCAGCAGCCUGGCGGCCAUCAACACCCCCAUGCUGACUCUGGACGACAGUAUCGAGCUGAUCAGCAGCUCCGGACGGGACUCACGCCUGCUCCGCAUGCUGGGAAUAACCGUACCAGAACUCCGCACCAGCCAGGACAGUUCACACUCUGAUUCAGAUGAAAUCCCCCCUGCUCACACCUGGCUGGGACCCGUCCUGCGGAAAGAGCUGGAAACGGAGCUGGAGCCGGAAAUAGAGACGGAGCUGGAACCGGAGACGGAGCCGGAGACGGAACCGGAACCAGAGUUGGUGACGGAGCUGGAAACGGAGACUGAGCCGGAACUGGAGCCGGAACCAGAAAUAGAGACAGAGCUGGAACCGGAACCGGAAAUAGAGACAGAGCUUCUCCCGGAGCUGGAUCUGGAGCCGGAGCCGGAACUGGAGCUGGUUUCGGAGGCGCGGCCGGAGACGGACGAAGGGCCAGGACUGGACUCACAAGAGGACCAGGAACCCCCGAAUACCACUGAUAGCAAGAAAGAGGCCAAACCCGUGUACACGCUCUGCCACCGCAGGACCAAAGGGAGCUACUCCGUGUCCAUGAGCAAACCCGACUCCAGGUGGAUCAAAUACAAACACCAGGGUCAGGCUCGCAGGCUGAUCCAGUUCCCUCCUCCCCCGAUGAAAGGAGGCAUCACCGUCACCAUGGAGGACCUGCAGUGUCUGGACGGAGGCCAGUACCUCAACGACGUCAUCAUCGAUUUUUACCUCAAAUACCUCCUCCAGAACACGUCCGCCUCUGUGGUCGAGCGCUGCCACAUCUUCAGCAGCUUCUUCUACAAGCAGCUGACGCGCCGGGACAACGCCAGCGAAGGCGGCAACGCCGACUCUUGUCAGCGUCAGAGGCGACACCAGCGCGUGAAGACGUGGACGCGACACGUGAACAUCUUCAAGAAGGACUUCCUGUUUGUUCCUGUCAAUCAGGAAGCUCACUGGUAUCUAGUGGUCAUUUGUUUUCCUGGACUGGACGAGCCUAAACUGGAAGGUCCGAGUGAAACGGGAGGAUGUUGCCGUGACGACGACGACGCCGGGACGUCCGGGACGUCGCAGACGCCGACCCGCAGCGACAGCACGAGCUCGGAGACGGAAAACACUAAAGAAGACGCCACCAAAGACUUUCCUCUUUCUUCAGUCAGCUGCACGGAGCGAACCUGCACCAGGAACACGGUCUGUAAGAGGCCCUGCAUCCUCAUCAUGGAUUCCCUCAAACUGUCUCUCCACGAGCGAGUCUUCAAACUCUUGCGGGAGUACCUGCAGUCGGAGUGGGAGGCCCGUCAAGGCUCCAGCAGGGACUUUGACCCGGACCAGAUGAAAGGUUCCCACUGCAAAGUUCCCCUGCAGGACAACAGCAGCGACUGCGGCCUCUACCUGCUGCAAUACGUGGAGUGUUUUCUAAAAGACCCAGUGGCCCACUUCGACCUCCCUCUACAGCUGCAGCACUGGUUUCCACGGCAACAGGUCCGGAGGAAACGAGAGGAGAUCCGGGACCUGAUCCUGAACCUUUACCGGCGGCAGAACUCGGAGAACCGGCCGGAGACGCAGCCCGACUGCUGAAGGAGCCUCUGGCGGAGGCCUGGACAACCCGGACGACCCGGACGACAACGUCCUCAGAUCCAUCCCAUAAACUCUGGCGGUCCUGGGGGGGGCCGAGAAACCGGGUCCUAGUUGUUUUUAUAACGGUUAGAUGUUUCCUAAAUUUAAACAUUUGUCUUUCUACAUCACGCGUGGCGGCAGACGCUGGUUGGACGGUGCCGGCGAGGGGGCGUGGCCUCUGCAA